Messenger RNA from Linum tenue, 652 nucleotides. Lineage: Eukaryota; Viridiplantae; Streptophyta; Magnoliopsida; Malpighiales; Linaceae. The record is from the annotation of a GenBank genome assembly.
CGAAUGCCCAUCUUCACCUCACUUGACUCUGUAUAGAACGAAACGACGCCCUGAUUAAGCUCUCUGUUCAUCAACUCCUCUGCCAUGGCUGCUGGUGGUGACUCGAAAAAGGUUACCUAUGCGCUGAUUUGGGCUGCUAUAUGGAUCCUCUGUUCUUCUUCUUCUUCUUGUCCUUCUCGAGCUGCUGCUGUUGCAACCCAAGACAACGACAACCCUUAUGCGAAACUAAGUAGUAGUAAUGAUGGGUCAUUGAUUGAGGCGGUGGGGAAGCCUCUUCCGCCGCCGCCGACUGGAUCGGAGACACCAGUACUACGAGAUGAAGAUGAUGCUCCGAUUCCGUGGUGGGUCGAACCGUUGUUCAUUGCGGGUGACGUAUUUUUCUUUGUUGCGUCGGGAUCCGUUGUCGUUUGCAUAAUCGGUUGGAUCCUGAAAUCAGCCCAUAAGGAAUGUGGAAAGGGCGUUCCAGUGACGGUGUAGUCUCACAGGAACCCGACUUGAUUGUUUCUGUUCUGUCAGAUCAAAGCUAUGUUGUCUCCGUUUUGAUUAACGAAUGAAUAAUGUAUUGUUUUCAAACUCUUGUUAUUGUUAAUGGAUUUGUGAAAGUGGUGCGUGUUAUUGCUCUAGUCUUGAAUCUUGAUCGAAUAAAGGGGAA